AUGGUGAUUGAUAAGAAGUUCCUGAUGCAGUGUACAGAGCAACCAUGUGGAUCAUUAGUAAAAAAACUAAUUGGUUGCCGACUUCCAUCAGGAAUUUGGAUUCCUUGGAAUACCAGCAAAAAUUUUGGUGCUGCUCGAGUUAGCCAAAAUGUAUGGACAAACGAUGAUUUUGGACAACACGGAAGAGAUUUGCCACCGUACUGUUAUACCGCUGACUACAGUACAAUUCCACUAAAUUCUCAAAUGUUAAUCAAUGGUGAAAAUGUCAGGUGUAAGCAUCUCGGUGGCCUUAAGGUAGUAUUAUUCAGAAAUAACCUGAGAAUGUGUGUGGAUUCGCUCGGUUUUAGCCACAGUAUUGGUUCACACUGGACAUCUGGAGGUAGAUUCAACAAAACCUGUACACCUGCUGGUGUUAUAGCUUAUGAAAAUUGUCUUACAGUUGACGGACGACAAAUCCCAAUGAAUGCUACAGUCACUGUUGGCCGAGUUACCUAUCUGUCCGUAAUACAUAAUCCUUUCAAUGUUGAAAUAGCAUUUCCAAUUCUAGGAAAAAUCAGACAAAAAAUUUAUCAACUAAUAUGCACAUUGCGAGAUGACGGUGUGGGCUAUCUUGAGGAAAAAGUUGCAUUAGAAUGCGAAGAUGACUAUGGCAACGAUCUUCAUACUGGGAGUCACUGGAUUGAAGGGCAACAUUUUAACAUAACCUGCAAAGACUCUGGAAUUUUUGAAGUUUUAAACUGCAUUACGCCCUUUGGACUACAGCUGCCGAUAGACGGCGAAGUGACCAUAAAUGAUACAUAUUACUCAUGCAAGCAAGACAAAAGUAGGAACGUUCAGUAUUAUAGCAGAUUUUCUGGCAUACUUCCAGUCGAAACUGAUAUAAAGUGCUAUGAUUCUUUAGGAACGGAACAUUCGCCUGGCACAUACUGGUUGGAGGGCAAAAAUGUUAAUAAAACGUGUAGCUUUAGCGGUGAAGUUAGAGUGGAAAAUUGCUUGACCGAUGAAGGUGUCCAAGUUGCUGCAGAUGGAACUGUUUCUGGUGGAGUCGUCAAGUGUCUUCGACUAGACGACUGCCACAUGAAAAUAGUCAGACUUCCAGAUCUGAGUUCAACGGCUAAUACAGUGUCAACCUUAGAAAACGUCUGA
Molecule: messenger RNA, 1146 nt
Organism: Enterobius vermicularis (human pinworm)
Lineage: Eukaryota; Metazoa; Nematoda; Chromadorea; Rhabditida; Oxyuridae
Source: the annotation of a GenBank genome assembly